AUGGAGGAGCAACAACAACAAGACCCUGCUCAAAUCACUGAAAUCGCUUGGGAACAAGAAGAAUCGAUACCUUCAAAUGCUGUUCUUCCGAAUUCAAUUGCAGUAGGCAUUGAUGAAAACAAGAAUGAUUUUAAAUCCUUCUCAUCUACUCUUACCAAAUCACGAGAUACAUUUGGAAACAGAAAGCAAAUACUUUCUGAACGACUGUUGGACGCGCUGGAACACAUUCCACUCACUUUAAAAUUAAUAUUGGUUGUGUUCUUUGCCAUACUAUCAUUAUGUGCAUUCGGAGCAUUGUUGAUCUAUCAGUCGUCCCAGCAAAUUGCCUCUGCCAAACAAAUUAAACAUUUAUCGGAAUUUUCAGUCCUGGUUUCAGACCUCGUACAUUGUUUACAGAAUGAAAGAGGAGCAACGACCAUGUAUAUGGUUUCAAACACCACCUUAUUUUCAAAGGAAAUUGAACAAUUUCAAGCCGAUAGUGAUGAGGCUAUUAAGGCUUUUCAAGAAAGAAAAAUAACCAUAGAAUCCAUUGUUGUAAAUUCCUCUUCAAGGUUUUUCUUGGAUUCUGUGCGAAAUAUUGGGAAAAUUCAAACAUACAUUGAAGGACUAACAAAUUGGAGAGCUCGUAUCCAUAAUUUUGAACUCACAGUUAAUGAUGCUCGGGAAUACUACACUUGUUGGAUUGCUCUCAUGUUGGAUACACUAUUGAUUUUGUCCACCCAAAGCACAGAUCCAAGGUUCUGUGAAAGCCAAAAUCUUGUGAAUAUUAUGAUUGAAAUGAAGGAGGUGGUCGGGAUUAAAAGAGCUAUUGGGAGUAGUGCAUUUGUGGAAGGAAAGCUCUCGUAUUCUAAUUUCACAUACUUUCUACAGUUGCAAUAUAGACAAAGCUUACUAUUACAUCGAUUUAAAUUACAGACAUCCACUGAAAAUUGGUUAACUUACGAGCGAGUGGUUGCUAAUAGCAGUUCUGCUUGUAAUGUCAUGGAGAAUUAUUUGGUAAACAAUUAUCAAAAAAUUACUCAAUAUAGUGCACCUCAAUGGUUCUUCAAUGUGACAUUGUUUAUGAAUGCAAUGCGAGAGGUCGAAAUUACGUUUCGAGCAGUGGCACUAAGUUAUGCAAGUGAUUUGAAUAGGCAGGCGACUGGAUCUCUGGUUGCCUUCACAGUGAGUACAUUCUUUGUGACUUGUCUUUCCACUUGCAUUGCAAUCAUUUUCUCAAAAACCAUUGUUGGACCAUGGCAAAGAAUUUUGGCAUUGCAAGAAGACACUGUUUACAAAUUUGUUCCAAAAGAAUUUCUCUCAAUUUUGAACAAGGAUAAAAUCACUGAUUUGAAAUAUGGAGAUUAUUUUGAAAUGGAAUUGGAUGUCAUGUUUGUGGAUAUUCGAAAUUAUACUGGAAUCAGUGAAAAUUUGCAAACAAAAAAGAUUUUCAAAUUAUUGAACAAGUAUUUGAAAAAUGUUGGUCCAAUCAUUCGAAAACACAAUGGUUACAUUGACAAAUAUUUGGGUGAUGGAUUUGUUGCCUUGUUUUUGGAACCAGGUCAUGCAGUCAAUGCAGCAAUUGAAAUUCAAAAUUCUCUAAAAGGUCUAAAUACUUCUCUAGGUCCAAAAUAUCCAACAAUAUCAGUGGGGAUGGGACUGGCGAGAGGAUUAGUGGCUGUUGGCUUAGUUGGUGAGUCUAGAAGAAUGGGUGCCACGAUCAUUUCUGACAAUGUCAACACUGCUGCAAGACUCGAAUCUUUGACGAAACAAUAUCAUGCAGUAAUUCUUUCAUCAAAAUCAAUUAUUGACACAACCUCGAGCGUAACACAAGAUGCGUUUCGAAAAGUAGGAAAUAUCGCACUUGUUGGAAAGAGUAAGGCACUUGAAGUGAUAGAAGUUAUUCCAUUUGAUGAUUCUCCAAAAAAAAUUACUAAGGAUUUGUUCGAGAAAGCUAUUGAUCAUUUGUAUGACCCCCAGAAAUUCAAUGUUGAACAAGCUAUUUCGUUGUUUCAACAAAUUCUAGAAAUUGACCCACAAGACAAGUUAUGUAAGAUCAAGCUAGAGCUAGCACAAUCCUUAUUACAAGAUAGUUCUUCAUGGACAUAUUGUGAUAGAUUAACGAAGAAAUAA
Naegleria fowleri is the source of this 2112-nucleotide messenger RNA. RefSeq lists its product as uncharacterized. The coding region runs from base 1 to 2112 and encodes 703 amino acids. The transcript is spliced from 3 exons. The record is from RefSeq and is a predicted model, not a curated record. NCBI's taxonomy places the organism in Eukaryota, Heterolobosea, Eutetramitea, Acrasida, Naegleriidae. Gene Ontology annotation, biological process: intracellular signal transduction; cyclic nucleotide biosynthetic process.